Messenger RNA from Manihot esculenta (cassava), 818 nucleotides. RefSeq names its product protein translation factor SUI1 homolog 2. The transcript is spliced from 5 exons. Gene Ontology annotation, biological process: translational initiation. The coding region runs from base 216 to 557 and encodes 113 amino acids. Lineage: Eukaryota; Viridiplantae; Streptophyta; Magnoliopsida; Malpighiales; Euphorbiaceae. Gene Ontology annotation, molecular function: translation initiation factor activity; RNA binding. The record is from RefSeq and is a predicted model, not a curated record.
AAAAAAUAGAGUCCACUCUUUUAUAUCUAAUAUAUCUGCAUUCCAGAUAUUUCUCUCUUGUUUUCUCGCGAGCCAAACGACCCACCUUCACCGAGAGCUUAGACUUGUCUGAUUUUAGGGUUUCUUUCCAAUUUAUUCUCUUCAUUGCCAAACCCUAAUCCUCGGAUCAGGUCUGAGCAUUGUGGUUGCUAGGCUUCUUUGAUCAGCCAAGUUUCAUGUCUGAGCUCGAAACCCAGAUUCCUACUACUUUUGAUCCGUUUGCUGAUGCAAAUGCUGAGGACUCGGGUGCUGGUGCAAAAGAGUAUGUGCAUAUUCGUAUACAGCAACGGAAUGGUAGAAAGAGCUUGACAACUGUGCAGGGAUUAAAGAAGGAAUUCAGCUACAACAAGAUACUCAAGGAUCUCAAGAAGGAAUUCUGCUGCAAUGGUACAGUGGUGCAGGACCCUGAAUUAGGGCAGGUUAUUCAGCUUCAAGGUGAUCAGCGGAAGAACGUCUCUACGUUCCUUGUUCAGGCUGGCAUUGUGAAGAAGGAGAACAUCAAAAUUCAUGGUUUCUGAGCUGCAUGGUGCAAACCCCUCUUUUGUUGGCAUAUCAUCUGUUGGAAAUUGAGCAUAUGUUUUAAAGUUGUUAAAAUCUAAGUUAUGUUGGUUUGAUAAGACGCAUAUAUAAUUCUGUUUUUGUUGUUUCUUUUUAAGCUUUCUGGAUUCUAUGUUGUUUGAUAAUGGGAUGUGCGACUCUAUACCCUUCCAUUCCAAAUGAUUACUGUUUAUCAGAAGUUGAAUUGUGAGAAUAUAUUAUCUGUUCCUAGUUGUGGAUAA